Messenger RNA from Chenopodium quinoa (quinoa), 3129 nucleotides. RefSeq names its product transport and Golgi organization 2 homolog. The transcript has 5 exons. Lineage: Eukaryota; Viridiplantae; Streptophyta; Magnoliopsida; Caryophyllales; Amaranthaceae. Bases 1255 to 2067 code for a protein of 270 amino acids. The record is from RefSeq and is a predicted model, not a curated record.
AAAAAACCACAGCAAUGCCAAACGAACCCUUAGAAAGUAAAUAAGGAUUGUCAAUAACAUAAUUAAACUCCAUUAGGGGUUCUUUUAAUUAAUUAAAUAUCUUACUUCCGAGUGAGUUUAAUAGAAAAGUAUAGAACUGCUAAUGGUGUUUGCGGUUUUAAUAUAUAGAACCGCUAUCAUCGAUAGCGGUUCUUUGCUGAACAAUAAUUUAAAAAUAUAUAACGAAGCUUCCACCAAUCUUACGUAGACAAUAUGGUGGAAUAAGUUUUCAUAACGAUACAAAUAAGAAAUUGAUUUAUAUUUUAAGCAAUUUUUAGGAAAAACGUUUGAAGACUUCUAGUUUGCUAACAAGUUGCCUAUAAUGAUAGUUGAGACAAAUUCACAAAACAAGACCAGAAAAAAAAAUAUACGAGCCACAACAAAAUUACAAAAUAAUUCAAAAGGUACUCCUAUAAUCAAGAGGCCUAGCAAAAUAAACUGUCAAACACGUUAAAACACCCAGAGACAAAUAUAUGAACAAAAGGAGAGAAUUUUAAAGAGUUACAAUCAAACAUAUAGUCCAAAUUAAGAGAACAUACUAAAAUUCUAGAAAAAAAGAAAAAAAAAAUAAUCAUAACUAUAGUCUAAAAUUUGGAACAAUUGAUAUCCAACAAAUACAUUGGAUUAAAUUGUCAUAAUUUACUCCAACUUAAUAAUCUCAUUAUCUCAACAAGAAAUACAACUUGUCAAUUCAAAAUUUAUUGUCAAAAUUGACAAAUAAUUAAAGUCGUCAAUAUUACUAAUCUCUAUUAUAGCAUGACACCCCGAUUAAUUUGACUAAACCCAUAUAACAACUUAUGAUAGUGGUACAGGUAUGAUAAUUAAUAAAGACUUCUUGUAAACCACAUUUGUUUUUGUUUUUGUUUUUUUUUUUUUUUUUUUUAUUAACAAGAUAUCACGUGAUUAUGUUUUCUAUUACACUCUCUAGUCGGUACAAUAUAUAGCCUCAAAAGGGAGCCAUGCACAUAAUGUUUAUAAAAGGGAAGGAGCCACUCCUUGACUAACAUCCAAAGUAGUGCAAAGUAUAAUUUUAGUCCAUAGCCAAUAAGAAAAACAGCGUAAAUGUGCAUCAAGUUGUCAAUAAAACCAGCAACAAUGCCCACUUGAUAGUUGAUAUUCAAGCAAUUAAAACAGCAAUUUUUUCAUACAAAAAGGCUAAUAACAAAGUUUCUGUAUCAAACACCUUAAAGAAAACAAAAGCAAAGAAGAGAAAAAAUGUGCAUAACAGCAUUUGCUUGGCAAGCACUCUCCCUCCACCCUUUCGUUUUGUUGCUCAACCGAGACGAAGAUCUCAACAGGCCGACGAAGCCACUAGGGUGGUGGGAAGGAGGAGAGAUUCUAGGAGGUCGAGAUGAAGUAGGUGGAGGUACCUGGCUUGCGUGUACUAAAAAGGGAAAGGUAGCCUUCAUUACCAACGUUUUGGAGCUUCAUACUCUUGCUGAUGCAAAAUCACGAGGAGAGUUACCUGUUCGUUUCCUGAAGGGUAAACAAAGUCCGAGAGAAUAUGCAGAGAUGGUAGCAGAAGAGGCUCACGAGUACAACGGCUUCAACCUGAUAGUAGCUGAUCUUCUCUCGAAAAGCAUGAUUUACAUAACCAACAGACCAAAAGGGGAAUCUGCCAGAAUUCAAGAGGUUCCACCAGGAAUCCAUGUCCUCACAAAUGGCAGGCUGGAUUCUCCAUGGCCAAAGGCAGAGCGCUUGGCACUAAAGUUCAAGAAAUUACUGUACAGAUAUGAUGAGGGUGAAAUACCAGUCAAAGAUAUGGUUAACAAAGUCAUGAGGGACACAAAAAAAGCUGAUGAAAGCAAGCUGCCUCAUAUUUGCUCACUUGACUGGGAAUUCAGACUGAGCUCUAUCUUUGUGAAAGCGGAUUCAACCUCGCGAUAUUCAUAUUAUUGCACAAGAAGCACCGCAGCAGUAACAGUGUCAGGAAAUGGAGAAGUAAACUUCUAUGAAACAUAUCUGGAGAAAGAAGUGUGGAAAGAGCACAUAAUUAAUUACUGCAUUGAAAAGCCAAAACAUGUAUAAUUCAUGGUAGCACAACCUAAACAGGAGAAAAGAUCCAGAUAUCAUUGUUUAUAUGAUGGUUUAUAAUGACUGAUGUGUAAGAGCAUGAAUAUACUCUCCUGCAAGAUCAAUUACAACUUCUGUAGCCUUUAUGCUGAAAUUGUUGAAUGAUUCCUGUUUUUUUUUCUUCUUUCCUUCCCCCUCUGGAGGGUUGUUCCAGCAAUGGCAGCAUAUAUGCUGCAAUUUUCCCUUAUUCUAAGUGAUGUAGUUGGGAUGAUGAUUUAGUUCUUCGUUUCUAUUUAAACUAAAAUUUAAAACUUUUGUCUGUGUCAAAAAAAAAAAAAAAAAUUGUCUAUUUUCCAUUAGUAUUAUUUCCAGAGACAGGUGCUCUUCUCUCUUUUCUCCCUAGUUUUCCAGGUGCAAAUUUUAUGGUCCAAAGUCCAAAAUCAAGUAUCAGUGAAAGAAAACACAACAAAAGCAGCAUUAUAUAAGUUGAGGUCUUACUCAAAAUCCAGGUAGAAAAGGCCAUCAAAAGGCAGGUCAGCACCCCUUUGGACGAAGUAUUUUAUACAAUCUAGACUCUAAAAUAUAGAAAAGAUGAGGCAACAUACUCCAUUGAUAUCUAAUUACAAAUGGGGGAAAAGAAACUGCAUCACUUGCAUGUGUAUAACCAAAAGCGAUAAACUAAAUUUAACGUGUUUAGGAGUCUCAGCUUUUAACUCACAUAACCAUCAUAAUUGUUGGUUCAUUAGGAGUCCCAGCUUUUAAGUCACAUAACCAUCAUAAUUGUUGGCCCAUGACUCAUGUCGCAGACUUGCAAUGACAUGAAUUCACUCAAUCGUAGUUUAUGAAUGUGAAUAUGAUAAAGACAACAUCAAAAGAUCAGGAGAGUCAUUAUUCAUUGAGCUUAUUUAUAGACAGAAGGUAUGUUUAGUUGUUGAUGGCUCGUCCUAAAAAUCUCCCUUAAUAAUCUAGAGAAGGAAAAGUGAAAGAAUCGGCACAAAAUUAGCCAGUAGACAGCCUAGCUAUAUCAUUUAAUAGUUAAUAAUAAAGCCAUUCAUUAACCAAUUACUACAAAUAUUA